Trypanosoma theileri is the source of this 903-nucleotide messenger RNA. Its product is annotated as putative ribosome biogenesis protein. Gene Ontology annotation, biological process: ribosomal large subunit assembly; rRNA processing. NCBI's taxonomy places the organism in Eukaryota, Euglenozoa, Kinetoplastea, Trypanosomatida, Trypanosomatidae. Gene Ontology annotation, cellular component: nucleolus. The transcript has a single exon. Gene Ontology annotation, molecular function: rRNA binding. The coding region runs from base 1 to 903 and encodes 300 amino acids. The record is from RefSeq and is a predicted model, not a curated record.
AUGACAAAGGCAUCCAAACGACAGCGCGAGGGCGACGAAAAGAUUCAGGAGGAAGUAAAAACCACCACUGAAAGUCAUGAAGAAGAAACAAUGCUAGGAAAAAUGCAGCUACAAAGAGCGACAACAGAUAAACGAAUGACAAACCGACAAAAGUGUCUGGUCCUUGGUUCCCGUAAUAUUUCGAGUAAAGAUCGUCAUUUGCUUAUAAACAUUCGUGACCUUAUGCCACAUGCACGAGAGCAUGCAAAACUUGGUCGAACCCAGAAUGUGGGAAACGAUCUUGAGGAACUUUGUUCCCUUCACCAGUGCAACAGCACUCUUUUUUUUGAGGCUCAUCGACACGACAUUAGUUAUCUGUGGAUUGCGCAAGCUCCUCAUGGUCCCAGUGUAAAAUUACAGUUAACUAACGUUCAUACAGCCGAUGAAAUUCGUAUGGCUGGUAAUUGCUUGAAAUUCAGUCGACCUUUACUUCACUUUGACAGAGAUUUUGAGACUCAGCCACACCUUCGAGUUGUGAAGUCUCUUCUUCAAAUGACAUUCAAUACACCACGUUAUCAUCCGAAAUCUAAACCCUUUAUUGAUCACAUUUUAUGUUUUUUUUAUCUGGAUAAUCAUAUUUGGGUCCGUCACUACCAAAUUAUUGACAGUGAACCACGGGGUUUGAUGGAAAUUGGACCUCGUUUCACACUGGAGCCUACUGCUAUUUUCAACGGCUGUUGUGGAGGUAAUGUGAUCUGGAAGAAUGUCAUGGCGAAGUCACCUACUGAACAACGCCGUGAUAGAAAAACGCGACGCCUUGAAAAGACUCAAGUCAAUGAAACCAUUAAGGCAAUGUCGCAGACUCAUAAGGCACUGAAUCCCGCACCAGAAAGCAAUCCAUUGGAUUUGGUUUUCAAGAACUAA